GAGCUUAUCACGCUGUCGGGCUUUUCGCCAGGUUCCCAGGACGAGAAUGGAUAUACUCCUGUCAUGGCAGCCGCUAGCUGGGGCCAUGUUGACCUGUUGCGCAUCUUGUUACAGCGAGAUGCAUCUGCUGUUAAUGUGGCAGAUUCCGAUGGCGAUACGCCCUUACAUCAUGUGGCGCAAGCGAUCGAGCUCGAGGCCGAUCAAGUGCGUCCUGUCCUUGAGCUGCUUCUGACACAUGGAGCAGACGUGAACAGGAG
Molecule: messenger RNA, 257 nt
Organism: Symbiodinium sp. CCMP2456
Lineage: Eukaryota; Dinophyceae; Suessiales; Symbiodiniaceae
Source: the annotation of a GenBank genome assembly